AUUAGUAUUGUAAUCGUCCCUAAAUGUUAUAGCAGUUAAUAACAAUGCAAUCUUAUAAUAACCAUUAAGCAACGCUAUUGCUAACAUCGUAUAUUAUGUGGUGAGGUUAUCGUUAUGCUUUUACUUUGAAAAGAAAAGGGAAGCAUAUCCUCAUACCGAUGUAUGUGCUUACUGGGCAACUUUAACCUGUGUUAUGAUUUCGUCUUUUCGCAAGAUAGAAUGAAUUGUUUAUUUACGCAAAGAGUAACGAGUGGGCUGAGAAGGAUACCAGUGGUUCUGCUUCAAAGAUCAUACUCCCAGAAGCAAUUGCCAACUUUGACUCUCUACACAAAGGAUCCUUGCCCUCUGUGUGAUGACGCUAAAGAAACACUUAAACCAUAUAAGCACAGGUUUCUGUUUCAGACGGUAGAUAUCACAUUGCCAGAGAACAAAACAUGGUAUAAGAAGUACAAAUAUGAUAUUCCGGUAUUCCAUUUUAACGGACAAUUCCUGAUGAUGCAUCGAGUUGACACUGGACUACUGGAACAACACUUGACCAAAGCAGAGAAAGAAUAGAUAAGAUUUAGUUUUACUGAUAUAAAGAUUGUCAUUGUUUUGCAUCUUUCUUUUAUAAAAAUGAAGCAUAAAGUCUAGCAUCGAUACACGGUAUUGUCCGAUAUGCAUUUAAAAUAGUAUUUUGGUGGAUAUUUGAUUGUGGAAGGUUUUUUGUCAUAUUUGAGAUUUUUUUCAAAAACUCUUGUUUAAUUGUAUUGUAAUACUCUGGUAUUUCGAAUAUUUGUUGUUAUAUUCCACUUUUAAUUUAUAUUAAUUAAAAUGCAAAGUAAAAAUUUGGUUUUAAUUUGCAUUUCUAAUAAAUGGCCUUGCCCUGCACAAUAAUU
This is a messenger RNA of Gadus macrocephalus (Pacific cod), 878 nucleotides long. RefSeq names its product chromosome 4 C5orf63 homolog (gene c4h5orf63). The transcript is spliced from 4 exons. NCBI's taxonomy places the organism in Eukaryota, Metazoa, Chordata, Actinopteri, Gadiformes, Gadidae. Bases 163 to 555 code for a protein of 130 amino acids. The record is from RefSeq and is a predicted model, not a curated record.